Caenorhabditis remanei is the source of this 1533-nucleotide messenger RNA. RefSeq lists its product as uncharacterized. Gene Ontology annotation, biological process: monosaccharide transmembrane transport. The record is from RefSeq and is a predicted model, not a curated record. Lineage: Eukaryota; Metazoa; Nematoda; Chromadorea; Rhabditida; Rhabditidae. Gene Ontology annotation, cellular component: membrane. The coding region runs from base 1 to 1533 and encodes 510 amino acids. Gene Ontology annotation, molecular function: hexose transmembrane transporter activity. The transcript is spliced from 10 exons.
AUGGUGACGGCUAAGUACUUGAUAACGGUGACGACGGUUGUUUUAGGUGGAAGUGCACAAUUUUAUAGUUAUGGAGUAGUCAACCCAGCACAAGUUAUUAUCACCGACUGGAUUAAUCAAACUUAUAUUGAGAGGUACAAAACUCCCUUGUCGUUGACAGUUUCAAAUGUAAUAUGGUCUUUUGUGGUGUCGAGUAUUGCAAUUGGUGCUAUUCUCGGCGCAUCGUUCACAAGAAUCAUCGGAGAAAAGUAUGGAAGAAGAAAUGGACUGAUAUUUAAUGGAAUUUUGAACACAUUUGCUUCAUUGUUUGAAUUAGUGGCAAAGCGAUUCAGCUCACCAGAGAUGUUAAUUUUCGGUCGAUUCAUAUACGGCAUUAAUAUGGGACUAUCAAGUGGGUUAGUACCAAUGUACUUGAUGGAAAUCACACCUUACAAGUAUCGUGGUCCAGCAGGAACCCUUCAUCAGGUGGCUGUUGCUUUCUCGGACUGGUUUUCGCUGCUAAUUGGUUUGCCUGAAGUGCUCGGAGAUACCAAUAACUGGCCAUUAGCCUUUGCUCUUCCUGGUUUACCAGCUCUCGCACUUGUCUGCAUUCUACCAUUUUGCCCAGAAUCUCCGAAAUAUACUCUGGGGACGAAAAAUGACAGAGAAAAAGCUCUUCGAGAUGUAAAAUUGUUGAUUGGCGAGGAACAAGCACCCCAUAUGUUCGAAUCUAUUGUAAGAGAGGUGGCGUUGGAUGCGGGUGAUGGUAGUUUCCGUGAAUUAUUCACAAGACCCGACCUACGUAUCCCACUUGCGGUGUCUAUAAUUGUCAUGAUUGCUCAACAGUUCACUGGAUGUACAGCAGUUUUUGCAUUCUCCACUGACAUGUUCCUCAAUGCUGGCCUCAGUCCAGUUCUUGCAAGAUUCAGUACAUUGGCCAUCGGUAUCGUCUACUUCUUAUUUGCAUGUACUUCACCAUUCUUGAUUAACAAAGUUGGAAGAAGAUCGUUAUCUCUUUUCCAACUUGGAAGUUGCAUGGUGGCACUGAUGAUGUUAUCACUUUUUACAUUCCUCCAGACUUAUGAGCAGGUCGAGUGGGCACGAUAUGGAACAAUUUUCUCUCUUGUCUUCUAUAUGUGCGUCUAUGGUGUUGGAUCCCCAAUUCCAUGGAUUAUCGCUAGUGAGCUUUUCACACAACAGUUCAGAGCCACUGCAGUGACCGUCUCUGUAUUUGUCGCGUGGACAUUUGCAUUCAUUGUUAGCACUUCUUAUCUCCCAUUCCAGCAGCUUGUUGGAGUGACGCUCAGUUAUUUCCCUUUUAUCAUCGGUCUUGCAGUUUUUGGAAUUUUCAUCUAUGUGUUACUUCCAGAAACCAGAGACCGACCUAUGGUGGAAAUCGUGACAGAAGUUCAUCACAGAACUGCGUCAUUGUCAGCUGGACGACCAUGGGAUGCUAGUCGUCCGCCAAGUCGGCAGGAAGUGCAACGUCUCCUGGAUACCAUGGAUCCGAGGAGUUACAGUUCGUACGACAAUCCAAGCGCCACAGACGAAUAA